AUGGAAAACUUCCUGGAAAAGUACAAGGAGCUCCGGAAGAGUAAAAGUCUUCUGUUUCAGCGACGACACCAAGAGAAUGCGAUAAAGGGUGUAGGUAUUGGGUAUUAUCAUUCCGUCCAAAUCUUCACUACGCCCAUCACUUCUUCACUACGCCCAACACUUCUUCACUACGCCCAACACUUCUUCACUACGCCCAUCACUUCUUCACUACGCCCAACACUUCUUCACUACGCCCAUCACUUCUUCAUUACGCCCAACACUUCUUCACUCCGUCCAACACUUCUUCACUACGCCCAUCACUUCUUCACUACGCCCAACACUUCUUCACUACGCCCAUCACUUCUUCACUACGCCCAUCACUUCUUCACUACGCCCAACACUUCUUCACUACGCCCAUCACUUCUUCACUACGCCCAACACUUCUUCACUACGCCCAUCACUUCUUCACUACGCCCAAUACUUCUUCACUACGCCCAACACUUCUUCACUACGCCCAUCACUUCUUCACUACGUCCAACACUUCUUCACUACGCCCAACACUUCUUCAUUACGCCCAACACUUCUUCACUCCGUCCAACACUUCUUCACUACGUCCAUCACUUCUUCACUACGCCCUACACCUCUUCACUACGCCCUACACUUCUUCACUACGCCCAACACUUCUUCAUUACGCCCAACACUUCUUCACUCCGUCCAACACUUCUUCACUACGUCCAUCACUUCUUCACUACGCCCAUCACUUCUUCACUACGCCCGUCACUUCUUCACUACGCCCAACACUUCUUCACUCCGUCCAACACUUCUUCACUACGCCCAACACUUCUUCACUACGUCCAACACUUCUUCACUACGCCCAUCACUUCUUCACUACGCCCUACACCUCUUCACUACGCCCGUCACUUCUUCACUACGCCCAACACUUCUUCACUACGCCCAUCACUUCUUCACUACGCCCAUCACUUCUUCACUACGCCCAACACUUCUUCACUACGCCCAUCACUUCUUCACUACGCCCAACACUUCUUCACUACGCCCAUCACUUCUUCACUACGCCCAUCACUUCUUCACUACGCCCAACACUUCUUCACUACGCCCAACACUUCUUCACUACGCCCAUCACUUCUUCACUACGCCCAACACUUCUCCACUACGCCCAACACUUCUCCACUACAACAACACUUCUUCACUACGCCCAACACGUCUUCACUACGCCCAACACUUCUCCACUACGCCCAACACUUCUUCAUCACGCCCAACACUUCUUCACUACGCCCAACACUUCUUCACUACGCCCAUCACUUCUUCACCAGGCCCAUCACUUCUUCACUACGCCCAUCACUUCUUCAAUACGCCCAUCACUUCUUCACUACGCCUAACACUUCUCCACUACGCCCAACACUUCUCCACUACGCCCAACACUUCUUCACUACGCCUAACACUUCUCCACUACGCCCAACACUUCUUCACUACGCCCAACACUUCUCCACUACGCCCAACACUUCUUCACUACGCCCAUCACUUCUUCAUUACGCCCAACACUUCUCCACUACGCUCUACACUUCUCCACUACGCCCAACACUUCUCCACUACGCCCAUCACUUCUCCACUACGCCCAACACUUCUCCACUACGCCCAUCACUUCUCCACUACGCCCAUCACUUCUUCAUUACGCCCAACACUUCUUCAUUACGCCCAACAUUUCUUCAUUACGCCCAUCACUUCUUCAUUACGCCCAACAUUUCUUCAUUACGCCCAACAUUUCUUCAUUACGCCCAUCACUUCUUCACUACGCCCUACACUUUCUUAACUACGCCCGUCACUUUGGACACACAAAACAAGCUAGAUGUCAAGCUGUGA
Pecten maximus is the source of this 1857-nucleotide messenger RNA. RefSeq lists its product as uncharacterized. The record is from RefSeq and is a predicted model, not a curated record. The transcript is spliced from 2 exons. Lineage: Eukaryota; Metazoa; Mollusca; Bivalvia; Pectinida; Pectinidae. Bases 1 to 1857 code for a protein of 618 amino acids.